GUUUAGCUCCUCCCCCAUCCAGUUACAUGGCCACGCCCCUCACUUUUGGCCUCACCCUCUCAGCUGACUUGGUCUCUAUAAAAGGGUCACCUGUGUCGCAGGAUCAGAACGCAGUGUCCAUCAGGGACUCUCCCUCUGCAUUGCCAUUCCUCAAUAUAAAACCAUGUCAUCCAGGUCCGUUCUGGGGUUCUCCAGCAGCAGGCAGGCCUCCAUAUCCAGCCUGUCUCUGAGGGAUGCUGGACACAUCCGCUCCAGGGCACCCGUUGCCGCUUCCACCUCCGUCAGUAACGUCUCCAUGUCCCGCUCCCUGUCCGUGGGCAACGGCCUCAACUCCCUGGGAAGUCUGUCCCUCAAUGGCGUGGGAGUCAUGGGCAACGACAAGGAGACCAUGCAAGGUCUUAACGACCGUCUUGCUAAGUACUUGAAUAAGGUACGUUCCCUGGAGAGGUCCAAUUCCGAGCUGGAGCAGAAGAUCAAACAGCUGAUGAUGGAACGAGCUCCCAGGGGACGGGACAUCGAGGCCAUGAUGAUCGAGGCGAGAGCACUUUCAAAUGAGGUGAAAAACAAGACCAUGGAGAAUGCACGCAUUUUGCUGGAGAUCGACAAUGCCAAGCUGGCUGCAGAUGACUUCAGAAUCAAAUGGGAGGCCGAGGCUGCCCUUUGCCAGUCGGUGGAGAGAGACUGCGUGGCGUUGAGGAAAGCAAAGUCAGACCAUGAGCAGAUCAUUGUUAUGCUAAAGGGAGACUUGGACAACCUCAGGGAGGAGCUGUUCUUCAUGAAGAAGAACCACGAUGAGGAAAUGGCUGCCCUAAAGGCCCGUCUGUCUGGCGGAAACGUGAACGUAGAGGUGGAAUCAGCUCAGGGGCCCGACCUCGGUGGCAUCCUGUCCGAGCUGAGGAUCCAGUACGAAGGAAUUAUUCGUAAGAAUAAGGACGAGGCGGAGCUCUGGUUCAAAAAAAAGCUAGAGCCGGUGCAGAGCGAACUGAAGGGGAACAACGAGGCCCUGGUGGCCUCCCAGAGCGAGCUCACUGAACGACGGCGCUAUCUGCAGGUCCUGGAGGUGGAGCUGGACAGCUUGCGGAAGCAGCUGGCUGUCCUCGAGGGGAACCUGGGCGAGACCAACCAUAAAUAUUCCUUGGAAAUGGAGCGACUGCAGACUAUCCUCUUGCAGCUGGAGGACGAACUGUCCCAGCUGCGGCUGGACAUGCAGCGCAACAAGGCAGAGUACGAACAGCUGUUACGCGUCAAGCAGAACCUGGAGCUGGAGAUCGCCACCUACAGGAGGCUGCUGGAAGGCGAGGAAAUGUCUGGAAGUAAGGUCACUCAGGUGACUCAGGUGACUCAGGUGAAAGCACAUAUCCCACCUAAGGUCAAGGAGACACCUCCACCACCUCCACCUCCCCCCAAGAAGGAAAUCAGGACCAGGAAGAUUGUGAAGGUGAUCACCCAGACCAUGGUUGAUGGCAAAGUGGUGGAAGAAUCCAGCGAAGUGGAGAAUGUCGAAGAAUCGAAAAACUGAGAGGGGCUGGGGCUGGGCUCCUUAUUGCCCAUGUCAGUUUGGAACAUUACAUCCCAUUCUCUUCCCAGUUUCAUACUUCCUUGUGGAGAGCAUUAUAAAGAAUGGGUACUCCACAGUUCUGCACUAUGCUUGGCUCAGACCUGUGGCCCUUUCUGUCUCUGUCCAGGAAUUUCUCCCACACUAACACCCUGACCCUGUGACUGCCUCCUGCCUUGGUUUAAAGCAACUAACUAUAUAUCAGGUUAUAUGAGACUCUUCUCCAUCUUUGUCUGCUUUCAACUUGCUAAUUGUGUUAAUCAGCUGAAAUCCAUAAUAAAUCUACACAAGUCUUC
Brienomyrus brachyistius is the source of this 1851-nucleotide messenger RNA. It is a transcript of the gene krt1-c5, whose product is annotated as keratin, type 1, gene c5. NCBI's taxonomy places the organism in Eukaryota, Metazoa, Chordata, Actinopteri, Osteoglossiformes, Mormyridae. The record is from RefSeq and is a predicted model, not a curated record. Gene Ontology annotation, molecular function: structural molecule activity. Bases 164 to 1519 code for a protein of 451 amino acids. The transcript has 10 exons.